AUGGGGGUCGUGAACAUUCCUCCCAAGGGCCUCACUCUUCGACAUGCCUCGGAGCACGGCACCUCGGACAAGUCUGCCAGUGAGCCCUCGCAGAUCUUCCGCCUGGACGUGGUCGAAAGCGUAACCAAGGAACUCCUUCGGUCUCUCAACAACAAAGAACAAGUCAAACUGAGAUGUGGUAGAAGACCACUCAUACAAGUGGGAAAGAAGGCAAUACCCUUGGAGACUACCCUCGACUCUUUCCCCACCGAGAUCUUCAAACGGUCUACCGAUGAUGCCGACUUGCUGUAUUUCUCGGGAAAGUCGAGCCACAGACUGGAAGUACAGAAAGCAGAAGAAGCUACUGCCAAAAGUGACGAGGCCUUGGCUACGCUAGAGAGCACACUGAAGUCCAUCCAGGAGCAGAGAGCGUCAAAUGAAACGAGUAUAAUAGGUGGUGCCCAACAUGUGGGAAAGAAGGACAUCAGACCAUCUCCCUCAUUGGGGCAAAGCUCAACAGCACUCAGGAAAGAUCUUCUGGGGGGGCUCUCAUCCUCGCGUCCAUCCAGCCCAUUUCUCACGGCCAGCUUCUCCCCGAGGCUGGGACCAACAUCUGCCGCUUUGUCUCCCGGUGUGUCUCCCAAAGACAGGGUCCGCCUCGACGCCAUUCGCAUCCCACUUGUUCACCUCCUGGCUGUCCGACCUAUGUCCCUCAAGGAGAUUUGUAAGCAGCUACGUGCCAGCAAGGAAGACUGUGAACGAUUGAUCGAGAAGGUGGCUAGAGAUUCAAAAGAAGGCGAUGGCCUCAAGGAGCUGAAGGAGAAGUCUUAUCGCGAAUUGGAUGUUUGGAAGUUCCCUUAUCGGUCUUCAGAUGAAAGACAGUCAGCCGUCGACCAUGCAAUCCAAGCAUACGAUCGUAUGCGGGUGGAAAAGAAGGACAACUUGUGGCAGUUACUAUUGCCUCAGAACGAACGGGGUAAAGGUAAAAUCCUCUCGAGGCUAAAUUUCGAUAAGCCCGUGGCACCAAGACCGACAGCAGACGACGGCAACGAGAGCAAGAACGAGGCAUCUGACAAGGAACCUCUAAAAUCAAAGACUAAGAAGGAUGUCACAGCGGCUACGCUGAAGAAGGUGAAAGACAAGGUCCCUAGCACGAAAAGCGCUCUUAAAGGAGACGGGUCCGUUCCCAGUCGUGGUAAGAACACUCCACAGCCUCCAAGCAAAGCUUCCAAACCCGAAGGCAAGUUUAAAUCAUCGGAGAGGAUCGAGGACUCAGACGAGGACGCGGAUGCAGCAGAGGUCACUGUCGCUCAACCCAAUCCCACAAAGGCUUCGGCCGUCGUUAAAAAGCCCAACCAAGAGAAGGCAAGACCACAGAAAUCGUCACAAAAUAUUGCGUCACCCCGAAAACCGGUGCACAAGUCAUCUGCCUCGAGUUCAUCUUCUAGUGGGACUGAAAAGGCGCGUCCAGCAGCGGCAAGCACCACAAAAUCCUUGAAACCUGUACCAAAGUCGGAAGGGACGGCGUCCCGCAUCUCACCGAGACCCAGGCACGAUAGUUCACCGUCGAAACCGUCACCACUUGGAUCUUCGCCUCCUACGACCUCGACUGAUGUUGACAAUUCCAGCUCGAGCAAAGCUUCAAACCAGUCUUCAGCGCCAUCAUCUCCGCCUUCAAGCGUAGAUCUGCCAAAGCCAAAGCAGGGCACUAAGUACUCUCCAGUUGUUGCCGAUAAGAGUCAACCUGUUUCUCGAGGAAGAAGCCCGGACAGAAGUCCUGCAAAGCGAAAGGCUCCGCUUUCGGAAGAGAGCAGACCUUCGAAACGCCAGCAAUCGGAAGCUGCUCGUUCUGCAAUUACUGCGAAUGGUGUUACCGAGCAACUGAAGCGACCAACCCCUGGACGGAGAGACACUGAACUAUCUUCUUCGCCGGAGAAGCGAGGUCCCACCAGGCAAGACAUCAUGGAGGACGCCAGGCGCUUUCAAAAGUACUAUAAGAAAUACAAGGACCAGUAUGAGCGAAUAGCACAGAUGGAGGAGAACGAGCGUGACGAUAAAGACAUGGCCGAUCUGUGGAGGAUGCAUAAGCGGCUGAAGGAGAUGAAGGCCGAUAUUUGGCACAACUGGGGCAAGGUUGAGACGGACACAAAAGUUGAUGAUGUUGUGAGGGAAAUGGUAGCCGUUCAAUAA
Messenger RNA from Exophiala spinifera, 2169 nucleotides. RefSeq lists its product as uncharacterized. Bases 1 to 2169 code for a protein of 722 amino acids. The transcript has a single exon. Lineage: Eukaryota; Fungi; Ascomycota; Eurotiomycetes; Chaetothyriales; Herpotrichiellaceae. The record is from RefSeq and is a predicted model, not a curated record.